Molecule: messenger RNA, 1466 nt
Organism: Colletotrichum godetiae
Lineage: Eukaryota; Fungi; Ascomycota; Sordariomycetes; Glomerellales; Glomerellaceae
Exons: 3
Coding region: 343-1410 (355 amino acids)
Molecular function (GO): metal ion binding
Source: RefSeq, a predicted model, not a curated record
CAGGGAUUGAUCCAUAGAAACGUCCUCCUUCAGGAAGCUUUACGUCAAAGCCGUGAUGAUCACAAUCGCGAGCUUCGAUCGCGCCGAACGUGGCAGGACAAAGCCAAUUGUCUGUAUGAGGACUCAGCUUCUCUUCGCAGAGUAAUGGAAUCGAACUCAUUCGUUUUUGUUAUCAUUGACGGCGAUGGUGCCAUCUUUCAAGAAGCUUUACUGAAGAAGGGUGCCGAAGGUGGUGCCGAAGCUAGCCAUCUCCUGCGGACAGAGAUAAAGAGCUACGUUACCGAAGCCUACCCCGAGGUUGUCAGCCAAGACUGAAACAUACUCGUACAAGUGUUCCUCAACAUGGCCGGCCUCGCCAAGAGGCUCCAUGCCUCCGGUAUCAUUCCUUUUACCACUACAGAGAGAAUUCUCAUUGAGUUCGGACGCGGCUUUGGCCGCGCACAGCCUCUGUUCAGUUUCAUCGAUGUCGGCACGGGAAAAGAGUCCGCCGACCAUAAGAUCCGUGAGAUGCUUCGCAUCAUGGUACGCGUCGGCCAGUGCAAGCACGUCUUCUUCGGCCCUUGCCACGACAACGGCUACCUGACGGUCCUCGAGCCGUACAAGCUAGACGAUAAGGUAGCUCCAAAGUUCACUCUCAUCGAGACGACGCCCGCCGAGGAAGGCUUCAAACAGCUCAAGUUCCAUAGAAUCAUGUUCAAAUCUGUCUUCAUGUCCAAAAAGCUUCUCGACAGGGUCCGGCGACCGACGAGAGCGAGCACACCUCUCCCUCUAUCUACGACAACAACUACCAUUCCCCCUGCCGCUAUCCCGUCGCCUGAUCCUUCCCACAUCGGCUCUGCCAGCAACAGCGCUCCUCUACAAUCGACGACGGCCAUACCGAUUCGCAACACCAAUCCGCCUUCCAGCGGCUCUCAGACGCCCAUGUCUACUGUGCCUACACUUACGCGCGUCUCGACGGCGCCCAAGCCCAUUGACGUUUUUUCUAAGAAGAAGACGACGCUGCCGAAAUACUACCUGAUGCACGCCGACGACCAGCGCAUCGACGAGCCGCUACCAAAGGUCGACCCUACGGUAGAGAAGCGGUUCAAUAUGCGCAUGGCGGGCCUGGGCAAAAACCUUUGCAACGACUACCACCUGCAUGGCGAGUGUAAGCACCCAGGCUGUACUUACGUCCACGGCAACAAGCUCAGUGCUAGUGAGAUUAUACUGUCGAAGCAAAAGUCCCGCGGCAUCCCCUGCAAUGUGGGUUCCGAUUGCGAUGACGUAAAUUGCACAUUUGGCCAUCACUGUAGAUGGCUCAAGGACUGCACUCAUGGAUACUGCCGUUUCGAGGGCUACCACGAUAUCAACCUUAAGCCGCGGACCAAACACUUUGAGGAUGGCAGUACGAAGAUUGUUGAUAAGAUUUAAGAUAACACCGAUCAUUUAUCACUCAACUAUAUCAAGAAAGGAAAAUAGUAGAUGUA